Didymodactylos carnosus is the source of this 3813-nucleotide messenger RNA. Lineage: Eukaryota; Metazoa; Rotifera; Eurotatoria; Philodinida; Philodinidae. The record is from the annotation of a GenBank genome assembly.
UCCACUUAGCUCCAUUGGGUUCCACUCGGCUCCAUUGGGUUCCACUCGGCUCCACUCGGUUCCGCCCGGUUCCAUUGGGUUCCCGGUGGCACCUGGUGGUAUGUGGAGCUGCUUUUUCCCCCUUGAUAGUUUCUACGACAAGUGGAGAUCGUGUUUAUAAGUAAAGCUGCUGUGUAUUUAUUUUAGGCCAGACGUCGAAGCAAGUCUGAGGUGCAGGAUUCACCUUGAUUGCAUUAUGUUCCCGAAGAGAAAGCCGGGUAAAACAUGGUGGAAUCAGUAUGUCAUUUCCAACUGAUUCUGUCGGCCUAAAUGAAAUUUUAUUAUUCUCGAAGAGGAAGCAGAUUAAAAUAAAAUUCCAUAUAGCGAGGAAUUACAAAUAGUUUGUUAUAAGGCAAGAGCAGUUAUAAACAGAAGAAGGAGAAGCAUUCUGCAAAUGGGAAACGGGAUUUCCGAAUAUUCCUCUUCCUAUCAUUCUGUAUUUCGAAUCAAAAGACAAGACAACAUUAUUUUCCGAAACGGAAUGGGGUACCCAAAAUAAGUUUUGCACAAUCGAAAGGUCUUUUCUAAAACCCCAGAGAGUUUUCUACCUUUCGAAAAACGAAGGGUUUUACAGGAAAUAAUUCAAAUACCCGAAAAGGUAUUUUCUAAAACUGACAAACGAAUAUCCUGAUAAUAACUACCUGCUUUUCUCGAUAGAUUAUUUAGUCAAAUAAAAAUGUCAAAAUACCCUACGUGAUGGAAUUUCAUCCUUUUUUGUAUGCUUUCAUUGCACAAAGUUAAACUCUAAAGCGAAGAUAUUCAGAAAAAGAUAUUUUUAACAGUAGUAUAUUGUCUCACAUGUGCUCCUUUUGAUGCAAUUUAAAAUAAAGUUAACAAACUUGUUUAACUCAUCGAAAAAGUAGUUACAAAAACUGGUUUUCCGACUCUAAAACCUGUUCUGAACCUCGCAACUUCGAGAAAAAUAAGCCAUUUUCUGGAGAAUUGAAUUCUAACUACUAGCAUAGUUUUGAAUGUUUCUCAAGAAAUGUGUAGACGAGGAAACUAAAAUUUAAAAUUUUUAGAAAUUUUAACCCUCACCCCUUCUUCCAUUCAUUUCUGAGGCGACUAGACUUAAUGCUACCGAAUACCGACUGUCUCUGGAAAAUGUCUAACUGGAUUUCUAUAAAAAAAAGAAUUCUCUUUUGUCAUAAAUAAAAUAUUUAUAUUUAGUGUCAUACUUGUAUAUAUUCUUCGUUUAAUAACAGAUGCUGAUUAAAAUAAUUUCGUAACAUCACAUAAUACCGGUUAAAUAUAUAAAUCAAUUAAGUUCAGUAUAGUACAGAAAAGAAUAUACACAUAUGUUCUUUCUGUUUUAUGGCUACGAUAGUUCCAUAUUAUUUUCUUCAGACAGAUUGAACAAUACCGUACUUACUCUAACCAUAACUUACUCCAACUCUAACCAUUAGCAUAGUUUUGAAUAUUUCUCAAAAAAAUGCCUGGGCGAGGAAAUUAAAAUUAUAGAUUUAAACUUUUAGAAAUUUUUAAGUCUAUUUUCGAGUUCAGCGUGAAAAACUCUAUUUAAUGAUGUGGCUCUCCAGCUAAAUAGGUAGAAUAAAGGUUUUGAAGCCUCUUCUCUGAACAGGACCGCUAGCAGGUCACACCAAUAACAAGAAAACGUUGUAGAGAAACUCCGUAAUAUCCUGUCUUAAUACCAUGGGCUAAAGAGAAAACCGGAAAGAUACGAUGGUUCUGAUGCUGAGCAGCGAUAUUGGUGCCCGUAUAACUCGAACACUGAACGGGUGCUUUUGCUAAAAAAAGACUAGACAUAAAGCCUUUUACAGACAUGGUAAAUUGUGUUGUUAUUAUUAGCAUUUAUUUAGUUAGUUACUUUCCUCCCUUUCACACAUUGUCUGUUCAGUAUAUAGGAUCAUUGAGUCAAAGACUACUGUAUCAUGCACUUUAGAACAACUCGGUAAAAUGAUGUGAGAGCGUCGUUACGGCAUCGAGAAAAAAGUGUACAUGAGUACAGUUUUCUGAUUUAUCCCAAAGUUUAUUCUUUGUUUCUUUUUAACAGGUGCUUUGGAAAGACAAAUAGCUGAACAAAAUCGUCUAAAAGACAUCGAAAUAGCUAAUAUCAAAGCAACCCUCGAACGACAAAUAGCUGAAGAAAAUCGCGAGAAAGAUAUCCAAAUAACAAAUAUUAAAGCAGCACUGGAUCGACAGAUUGCUCAUGAUAAUCGUGCAAAAGAUAUUCAGAUUGCGGAUUAUCAACGUGAACAAGCAACACAACUAAAUGAACAGAAUCGUUUGAAAGACAUGGAAAUAGCUAAUAUUAAAGGAACUCUCGAACGACAAAUAGCUGAAGAAAAUAGACAAAAAGAUUUACAAAUAGCCAACAUUACAGGUGCUUUGGAAAGACAAAUAGCUGAACAAAAUCGUCUAAAAGACAUCGAAAUAGCUAAUAUCAAAGCAACCCUCGAACGACAAAUAGCUGAAGAAAAUCGCGAGAAAGAUAUCCAAAUAACAAAUAUUAAAGCAGCACUGGAUCGACAGAUUGCUCAUGAUAAUCGUGAAAAAGAUUUACAAUUAGCUGAUGAUAUUGAAAAAUCAACAAUAUUUAAUUCAUAUUUACAAGAUAUAUCAAAUCUAUUAUUGAAAAAUGGUUUAAUUGUAUAUGAUCUCGGUUCCUUGAUAAUGGCUCGUGCGAAAACACUAAUGAUUUUACGACAAAUCGAUCCAAAGCGAAAAAGAUAUCUGAUACAAUUUUUAUAUGACUCAUCAAUUAUUGUUUCAAGCGCACUGGCCAAUUAUCAACAAAUUUCAUCCUCUGCGCCAAGUGAGUGUCAACUGCCACCGAUUGUUCCAAAUGAAAUGAUUGAUGUAGGUGAAACAAUAAUUAGCAGUAAUCAAACACUGGAUAUGCAUGGCGCAGAUUUAAGUAAUUUAGCAUUUCAUUCACGUUCGAGACAAAUGCUUUCGGGUAUUAAACUGACCGGUGCCGAUUUUCUCAAUGCUUCGUUCGUUCGUGCCAAACUCAAAUGGUCAGAUUUUAGUCGUUCAUCACUGCUAGACGUUUUAUACAUUGAUAGCAAUUUAUCGUAUUCGUUAUUUCGUUCGGCUUCCAUAGUUGAUUCAUUAUUCAAAGACUCGGACGCUCGUCGUGCAAUAUUUCGUCAGUCGUUAUUGCUUAACACCCGAUUUGUUGACACUAUUCUACGUGAAGCAGAUUUUUAUCAUGCCUAUUUAGUUAAUACAACAUUCAUUCGUUGCGAUCUGAUGAGGACUGAUUUUUCAAAUUCUCAUUUAAUACAUGUUAAAUUUAUUGAUUGUCAAUUGAGAGGUACAGAUUUUAGUUUUAGUAUUUUAGAACAAAUGGAUUUCACCGCAGUAAAAAUGGAUUGUGUACGUAUGACACAAGCAAAUCUAAAUGGAUCAACUAUUGAUCUAAUUACAGAUGCAUUUGAUGGUGCAAUACUACCAAACGGAACAGUACACCAGUACAAAAAUUUGAUUAAUUGUUCAGAAUGGCUACUGAAUGGUACAAAAAUACCAAAUUGUUCUUAUUUCGGACGUGAUAGUCUAACACAAACAGUCGAUGUACCAUCACAUUAUUUAAAAUUAAUUCAGAAUUAUGGCAUAGCAGAAGUUAAAGUCAUCACGGGGACAAUUAGUGUUAACAUUGAAUUUCUAAAUGAAAAUCAUGAUAUCAUACAAAGCGACGAUUCAUUUCAAAUUCCACAUGAAACAUUGUAUAUUCGACUAAAAGCUGGAAUAAUGAGACAUCAUAGGACGACGAUUGGUGAUAUCCGGUUAUACAUUAUCAAACAAUUCUAG